Molecule: messenger RNA, 1726 nt
Organism: Silurus meridionalis
Lineage: Eukaryota; Metazoa; Chordata; Actinopteri; Siluriformes; Siluridae
Gene: kctd15a
Product: potassium channel tetramerization domain containing 15a
Exons: 5
Coding region: 725-1522 (265 amino acids)
Biological process (GO): protein homooligomerization
Molecular function (GO): protein binding
Source: RefSeq, a predicted model, not a curated record
GCGCGCGUGGCCUGAAGCGCUUUGUGCUCUGUCGUGCGGCGCGCGCCGAUCCGCGUCACUCCGGUCUGGAGCGCAACACAACAAGAGGAGAGAGACAGGGACAAAAACGCAGAAGACUUGCAGAGACACGGGCUGGGCUGGGCAUGUUAGACAAAACUAAACAAAAAAUAUAUAUAAUGACCAUGCUUUUGAGCUUUCUUUAAAAAUGGCUCCAUCAUCAUCAAGUUUCCUCAUGGUGCUUCCAUCAUCAUCAUCAUCAUCAUCAUAAACAAUCAUCUCAGAUUGCAUAGUAGGUAACCAUCUAAAUCGUUAUCUCUCUCUUUCUGUGCCAUCUCUUUUUUGCGCACGCACGUAUUAGUUUUGGACAGAAAUGAAAAGAAAGAUGCACCUAAACCCGAACGUGUGGAGUGAAAGAUGCGCGUGAUCGUGUGCGCAGUAGGGUGAGAUGUUGAUGUGUUGAGGAGGGCAGGAGCGCAGCUGAUUGGAGACUAAUCCCUUUUCCCCCCGGGGCCGUUUGCAGAGCCCCGAGCCAGAAUUCCUGCUCAGCUCUCCUCCACUCUUAUUCGGAAAGGAUCUCAGCUCACACACACACACACACACCAACACACACACACACACACUGUCUCUCUGCUUCUCUCAGUCUCACACUUCAACCAAAAAAACUGGAAGCGUGAAGCAUAAAGACACGAUCGAUCUCAUGCGUUAGAGAGACCCGGACUGAGCCAUGACUUCCAAGGAGGGAAGAAGCAUGUCUCGCCUCUCUUUGACCCGCUCUCCAGUGUCUCCUCUGGCAGCGCAGGGCAUCCCUCUUCCUGCUCAGCUGACUAAAGCCAACGCCCCCGUUCACAUCGAUGUAGGAGGACACAUGUACACCAGCAGCUUGGCUACACUCACAAAGUACCCAGACUCAAGAAUCAGUCGGCUGUUUAAUGGCACAGAGCCCAUCGUGUUGGACAGUCUGAAGCAGCACUACUUUAUUGACCGGGACGGGGAGAUUUUCCGUUACAUUCUCAGCUACCUUCGCACCAGCAAACUGCUACUUCCUGAAGACUUCAAGGAGAUCCAUCUGCUGUACGAGGAGGCGCGUUAUUACCAGCUGAGCCCUAUGGUGAAGGAGCUGGAGCGCUGGAAGCAGGAGCGAGAGCAGCGGCGAGGAGCUCAGCCCUGCGAAUGCCUGGUAGUGCGCGUGACCCCUGACCUGGGCGAGAGGAUUGCCCUGAGUGGAGACAAAGCUCUCAUUGAGGAGAUCUUCCCCGAGACGGGAGACGUCAUGUGCAACUCGGUCAACGCCGGCUGGAACCAGGACCCCACUCACGUCAUUCGAUUUCCUCUAAACGGAUACUGCAGACUCAAUUCUGUACAGGUGCUGGAGAGAUUGUUCCAGAAAGGCUUUACCAUGGUGGCAUCAUGUGGUGGAGGAGUGGACUCGUCUCAGUUCAGCGAGUACAUCCUGAGCCGUGAGGACAGACGCUGUCAGACCAUCCACACGCCCAUCCGGAUAAAACAGGAGCCGCUGGACUAGCGCAUCGCCUCCUCGCCUCCGUCGCACCCGCAAAACAUCAGCUGUGGACUAGAAUGAGCCGAGUGUGUACUUCUUUACUGGCUCACUGGACUGUUGAUGAGCCCAUUCUGAUGGACCUCUGUGAUACUCUUAACUAUAAAAGACAUCUGACUGAACACUAAGACUCACUAGAGAGAUGUUUAAAAAAAGACAAAAAAGACAAAA